Messenger RNA from Paecilomyces variotii, 1274 nucleotides. Its product is annotated as aldo/keto reductase family protein. The coding region runs from base 142 to 1128 and encodes 328 amino acids. The transcript is spliced from 4 exons. NCBI's taxonomy places the organism in Eukaryota, Fungi, Ascomycota, Eurotiomycetes, Eurotiales, Thermoascaceae. Gene Ontology annotation, molecular function: aldose reductase (NADPH) activity. The record is from RefSeq and is a predicted model, not a curated record. Gene Ontology annotation, cellular component: cytosol.
GCCUGGGAUGUUAAAUAUCUCAAGCUGUCUCCUUUAUCGCUCAAAUCAAAACUGACCGGUAUUGUUGCAAUAGCAUAAUUUAGCCCACCAAUGAAUCAUAUAUUAUCCAAUAUUACCCCAUUUCGUCCGAUAUAAUCCAAUAUGUCUGUUGGAACUACCAAAGCUGGAUCUACAAAGUUCAAGCUCAACACCGGUGCUGAGAUCCCAGCACUCGGAUUCGGCACCUGGCAGGAUCCAGAGUCUCAGGAGGCCGCCGUGCGUGAAGCGAUCAAGACGGGAUACCGUCAUAUUGAUACUGCAAGAGUAUAUGGUACGGAGAAAGCUGUUGGGAAAGCUAUCAGAGAGUGCGGCGUGCCUCGGGACCAGCUUUUCGUAACAACCAAGCUUUGGAACAACAAGCACCAUCCGGAUGAUGUUGCUGAUGCACUUGAUGACUCGCUCAAAGAUCUUGGUCUCGACUAUGUUGACCUCUACCUAAUGCACUACCCUAUCGCCUGGAAGCGUGGAAGUGACCCGUUCCCGAAAGAGAAUGGGAAACCGGCUGUGGUAGACAUUGACUAUGCCGAUACAUACAAAGCCAUGGAAAAACUGUUGAAGACCGGCAAGGUCAGGGCCAUUGGAAUUUCGAACUUCUCGCAAGCAGAGAUGGAGCACUUACUUAAGAGCGUUUCCGUCGUCCCGGCUGUCCACCAAAUGGAAUUCCAUCCAUGGCUGCAACAAAAAACCUUUGCCAACUGGCACAAGCAAAGAGGAAUUCAUGUCACCCAAUAUUCGCCCUUCGGUAAUCAGAACGAGACCUACUCCGGUCUUACGAAGAUUGGCAAGAUGAUUGAGGACCCCAUCUUGAACGAGAUUGGCAAGAAGUACGGUAAAACUGGAGCACAAGUCGCACUCGCGUGGGGUAUCUCCCAGGGUCACUCUGUUCUUCCCAAGUCGAAGACCCCAUCAAGGAUCAGGCAAAACCUGGAGGGCGAUUUCAUUCUCAGUCAGGAGGAUAUCGACAGGAUUCAGACAAUCGAUAAGAAACUACGGUUCAAUGACAGUAGCAAGGACUUUGGCUACGAACUGUUCGCAGACCUGGAAGGCAAGAAUGCAACAAAUACUGAGAGGACUGGGACUUCAGAUUAAGCUAUGCAUCUCGAUGCUCCCACAGACUUGUCCGGGUGGGAAAUGUAACACCUAUAGUUCACGUGGUACGAUAUGGCUUAGCCAUUAUAGAUAAAAUGGUCACUUAAUAAUUGUUUGGAUUCUACGACGGUUGGACUUUAUGAAAG